AUGGCUGACGAAAAUGAUUGUUCGGUUUUAGAAGAAUCAUUUGAAAACAAGUACAACAGUAGUAGCAGUACUGGUUGCAGUAGUAACAGUAUCACUUGCAGUGCGAUGACGUACAAUUGUGAAAGGCCAGAAGAGGAAUGCCCCGACGACUCUGCUGAUCUGAUAACACAAGCCUGGUUUAUCUCUAAAUGUGACAAAAUGGCUCUCAUAACUAAUGGUCAUAAAUGGAAACAAGGUCAAUGGAACCCAGAUGAAAUACAAUUACUACAAAACAACAUCAAUGACUAUUGUUCUCUUCACAAUGUAGAGGACCCAUCAGAAAUUAUCUUCAGUGCCAACAAAGAUCGCAAAGACUUCUACAAACAAAUAGCACAUGGUCUAAAGAGACCAUUGUUUGCUGUCUACAGACGAGUCAUUAGGAUGUAUGAUAGGAAAAAUUACAUUGGCAAGUAUUCCCCUGAAGAACUGGUACAAUUAAAAGAACUGCAGAAAAAGUAUGGCUGUGAUUGGACAGCCAUUGGGAAUUCGAUCGGUAGAAGUGCUUCCUCCGUCAGGGAUAGAUGUCGACUUAGUAGAAACAAAUGGAAGCACGGUAAGUGGGGAUAUGAUGAAGAGUUGAAGCUGUGUGAGAUAGUUUAUAAGCUAUCACAAAGUGCUCCAGGCGAGGACAUAACGAGUGGCCUCUCUUGGGCAGAGGUAGCCAAAUAUGUAGGCAGUCGAAAUGACAAACAGUGUCGUAACAAGUGGCUGAAUAAUCUAAAUUGGAAGCAGAGGGGGGGUGUGCAAUGGACUCUACAGGAUGAUAAAAUGUUAUUAAACAGGUUGUUGGGUUUAUAUUUGAAUGAAGAGGCAGACAUAAAUUGGGACCAGAUAGCUUACAAGUGGCCAAGUGUAAGAUCACCCCAGUGGCUGAGAUGCAAGUGGUGGGCUAUGAAACGAAAGGUUUCCAACUACAAUCACCUCACAUUUAAAGAAAACCUGACAGCAGUCUUGCGAUUAUUUGAGAUGUACGAUGAGGAGGACCAGCCCGUGAUGGCAACGAGCGCAGCAGCAGACGACAUGCCUGAAGAAUUCUUCUUUGACAUGGCCUCCACAACGAACAGCAUCGACGUAGAGUUAGAGCAAACCAUCACAGACGACCUCAGCGCCGACAAUUCAUUCAGUAACGUCAACAAUAACGUGAAUAACGAACUUUUGACAUCACAUUCCUACAACCAACAGAGCAAUCAUUCUGAUUCUAUGUCCUUAGAAAUGCUCUCCAGUGACGUAGAAGCCGUUUAUUACAACCAACAAUUACUUUUUGCCAAUCUCAAUGGUUCUGUCUUGUUUUCAAACGAUGACGACUUUAACGUUGUAGGGUCCAGUGAGAGUGAUCUGACCUCGGAGAUCGUGAUCAGCAAUGACAUCAACAUGGAAUUGUGAAUUGUUCAAAUCUGUUUCUUUAACUUUAUUUAUCGUUAUUAUGUAAUUUAAAAAAUUUUUCCAUUGUACAUUUUUUUAUCUAUAUAAUACAAUGAGAUCAUUCACGAGAAAGCUAAAACGUUAUUAAAUCAACCCUAAAUCAAACGCUGUACAUGACUUUAGAUAAAAAUAAAACAUAGACGAGUACAAU
Messenger RNA from Helobdella robusta, 1612 nucleotides. RefSeq lists its product as hypothetical. Gene Ontology annotation, biological process: regulation of transcription by RNA polymerase II. Lineage: Eukaryota; Metazoa; Annelida; Clitellata; Rhynchobdellida; Glossiphoniidae. The record is from RefSeq and is a predicted model, not a curated record. Gene Ontology annotation, molecular function: DNA-binding transcription factor activity, RNA polymerase II-specific; RNA polymerase II cis-regulatory region sequence-specific DNA binding. The transcript has 11 exons. Gene Ontology annotation, cellular component: nucleus. Bases 1 to 1422 code for a protein of 473 amino acids.